Messenger RNA from Nicrophorus vespilloides, 7357 nucleotides. Its product is annotated as protein stoned-B-like. Gene Ontology annotation, molecular function: clathrin-cargo adaptor activity. The transcript has 11 exons. Gene Ontology annotation, cellular component: synaptic vesicle; AP-2 adaptor complex. Gene Ontology annotation, biological process: synaptic vesicle endocytosis; regulation of endocytosis; clathrin-dependent endocytosis. Lineage: Eukaryota; Metazoa; Arthropoda; Insecta; Coleoptera; Silphidae. The record is from RefSeq and is a predicted model, not a curated record.
CCAGGCUUUGCUUCCAGUUUCGCCUGGGAUUCGCGAAUACCGCGCACGCAACUCCCCAGUUUCAAUCUAGGAAUUAUCAUUACAUACAAUAAUAAUAAAAUAAAUAAUAAAUACACCCCGACGAUGGUCAAAUAACGCAUCGAAGAUGCAAUCACCGAUCGAGAAAUAACCGAGUUAAUAUUGAAUCUCUUGCGGUUGGGAUGCGACCCGUUACACAGUUUGAUGAAACGUAGUAGUAAAGUAGAAUAUGCACAAGAUAACCAAGGGUUUGAAAAAGAAGAAAAAAGGGAAGAAAUCGAAACACAAAGAGGACGAACUAUUUAAGCCGGAGGAGUUAGAGGCGUACAGGAGGGAACACCAAGAAGCGGCCGAGAAUACAGCAGGCACAGCGGCCGAAAACGAGGAGUGGAAGAAAUUCAAAGCUCUCACAUCGGGCGUCGAUGAUAUCUUGAAGAAGACCCAAGGAGACUUAGAUCGGAUCAAGAGCACAUCGUUCUUCCAGCGAGUGGUGCCUCCUAGUGAACUCAAGAAGGAGCAGGAGAAACGCGAGGUAGCCCAGAAAGCCGAGAUCGUAGUCGAGCAGAAGAAGGAACUCUCCGUGACCGAAGCUGCAAUCGUCGAAGUUUCUGAUUCCGAGAGUGAGGACGAAGACGAGGAUGACAUCUUCGAUACCACCUACAUAGAUGCCUUAGCCGCAGCAGAGGUUAAGUUAGCCUACAUUCCAGAAUCUCCAACUGGACAAUUGGACGGGGAUGACCCAUUCGAUACUUCUUACGCGGAGAAGGCAAUCCUAGGACCGGCAGCCGAUAAAACCGGAAAGAAAUUGGUUCCAAUUGGAUCGGCCGUCGAGAUCUUGACAGGGCGUGUCCAGGCUCCAACUUGCAGCUCGAUCGCCAGACCGGCUUCAAACAGAAGGCAGAUCCUUAAAGAACGCGAUUUACUUUUAGAGAGUUUCGAUGUUCCGAGCAGACCACUUCAAGAGACUGUAUUAGAAACAGCGCAACCCAGUCUAUUGGACGAUCACGCUCCAUCUGAACUAAGCAACGAGCCUAUUGAUCUGAGCAAAAGCUUGGCUCCGAUCGAGGCCACCAGUUACACUUCGCAAAGUUCAGAGAAUCAGACCAUCGAUAUUUUGCAAGAAUUCGAUGUGAUCGGUCAUAGUCACGCAGUAGAAGAAGAAGACGAGGAUGACAAAGAAUUCGCUUUACUAGCAGCCGAAAGCGUCUCUAAAGCUCCAAGUACUCUCGCUAAUCCCAUUCAACCGAGCAGCGGCUCAAACAGUCAAUCAACUUGGAAUGCAUUCGGAGAAGAGAAAAGCGAGACUUCAAACGUAGAUGUGGAAGUAGAUCCAUUUGAUACGACGUUCGCUGAAAACAUUUUGCCCGGACAGGCGGAAUUGAAACUCAUCGAACGGGAAAUCUUAAACUCCACUGACGACUUUGAUUUUAAUCCGAGAGCAGAGGAGACGUAUUCCGAAUUGAUCAGAAGCAAGGUGCAAAUACAGUUGAUCAAUCCUAGUGGACAAAGAGAGUCUAUAUCAUCUCUUGUAUCUGAAGACGAUUUGAAUAUCAUUAAGCCAGCUCAUAGGGAUUUGCUGGGUGGGAGCACAACAGAUUUAUCCAACUUGGGCGAUAAACCUCUGCAACCAAAAGAGAAUGAUAUCGAUGAUGAUUAUAUAGAAUACGCAGAUCCGUUCGAUACGUCUGUGGUGGACACAGCUACACUACCGGGACAAACAGAAUUGAAGUUCUUGGAAAGGGAAUUGUUGGGUGAAAUAAACAAGGUUCAGUUGAGCGACGACGAGGACUUCGAUCCUAGAGCGUCGGAGGAAAGGGAAAUCAGCGUAGAAGAGGUGAUAUAUCAAAGGAAGGUUUCUUUCGAUUUACCACUUGCCGGAAACAAAGUCGAUUUGUUCAGUGUUUUGGAGGAGGAAUCUAAGGUUAGCCAGCCGUUAACGCCGUAUUACGCGCGGGAUAAAUCGAUCCCCACUGACGUGGAUCCAUUCGACACUUCAUUCGUUGGAAAUCCCGCGCCUUCCACCACCGAACUCAGAUUAAUCGAGAACGAGUUGUUCGAGGAGAAGGCCUUUGGCGCUACUAAUAAAGUAACUAAAUCUGAAGAUUUGUUAGAAAUUAGGAGCGAGAUCGCUGCUAAGGUUUUAACUCCGGUCACCGAAAGUUUCGAAGAAGAAUCGGGGGCCGAAGUUGACCCGUUCGAUACGUCGAUUGCUGGUAACUUGUUGCCGGGAAAAACAGAGUUAAAACUUUUGGAAUCAGAGUUGAUCAAUAAUGGUUUUGUAGAGCAGGAGGAAGAUUUCGAUCCGUUUGACACGAGUAUCACGAACGCAGUGAAAUUAUAUUAAAAAAACAUGGAUGUAAAAGGAGCUAACCCGUUCCUCUUCACCGAGGAGGAGUACACUUCUCCCAAUUCCGCAAACUCUAAUCCAUUUUUGACGGGUGCGGAGGAGGUACAAGAGAGCGAGAAUCCAUUUUUGGGAGAAGGAAGCAAUCCAUUUGCUUUUGACCCAACGGAAUACGAACAGCCGGAAGCAAGUGUACUAUCAACACUUCAAGAAACGUUUGGAGCAACCAACACUUUUGUAGACACUACGUCGCAAAUACAAGCUAAUGUCAACAUAUUCAAUACACAGGAUUUCAUCACGAGCAACGUUCCACCACCUCAGAAACCAACGGAUUUGGACUUGAAGUUUACGAAUACCGUUAGUCAAGAUCCUCCUGUUAAUAAUGGCGCGCCAAAGAGGCCUCCGCCGCCGAGGCCACCGCCUUCCAAGGAAACGCAGGAUCUUCUCAUGUCCGUUAUGGGAGAAAUGGAUGCUACGAGCAGCCAUUUACUAGACAGAAUUCCUCCAACUCGAAGCCCGAGUCCUAUUUCUAUGAGAGAUCUGCAUUCGCCUGCUCCGACUCCAGAACCAUUCGGAGACUUUUUAGAUGUUGGCGAUAACAAAGUGCAGGAAGGUGAUCUGCUCGGAUCUCUUUCCCAGGAGAGCGUAUGCGAUAUAAAUAAGAACCACGCGGAGGAAGAAGUCGUCGUACCAAAGAAACCAAGUCCUCCUGCACGACCUCCGAGGCCUCAGCCGCCUCAAAAACCUCCACCACCUCCAGUGAGAGCGCCAUCGCCGAAGCCACAACCUCAACCGGCUCGCGAUGAGAUGCUCGACAUGUUCGGCAUGGAGGCUCCGCAGAUCCAGAAAUCCACAGCCGACAUCAUGAAUCUGUACAACAAAGAAAAUACGCAACAAAUCGAUUUGCUCUCCGACAACAUAGAGAUUCAAGAGCCGGAGACGAUUGAAACUCCCAAAACGGCACAAGAAAACUUCCUUUCCCCGCAGACGGACAUCCAAAUGGAUACAAGCGACAGCCAGAGCAAAGAAUCAAUAUCGAGUAAUACUUUCAAUCCAUUCGCGGCAGUUGACGAGAGCAGUCCCAUCGCGGAAAACUUCCAAAGCGACAAUUUUAAUCAGCAGCAGCAACCUAACAUCUUCUCUACCUUGGACGACGAUUUAGUUGCUGAGCAGCAGCAACAGAAUGAAGCGCUGAUGGACACACCCAAGUCUAGCGGUAACAUCUUCUUGGACGAUUCCGAUGAUAUAUUUCCCAACGCGCAUACUCAGCCAAACGACAAUGCUUUCAGCGAACCUCAAGUUCAACCUGUUACAAAUAUAUUCAGUCAGCCUGCAUUCGAAACUAGCGAGGAUAUAUUUACCCAACCGGCUCAACAAACUAAUGAAGACAUGUUCGGAUAUUCCAAUGCUGAUACGUACACCAAACCAAACGAAAAUAUAUUCAGUCAACCCGACGAAGAUAUAUUCAGCAAACCUGAUGAAGAUGUGUUUAGCAAACCUAAUACAAAUAAUAUAUUUAGUCAAGCUAGUGAUGACGUUUUCGGUGUACCAGUUAUUCAAGCUGAGCCCGUUUUGCAAACUACUACGACAAGCGUCUAUACACAGCCUAUAGUUCAAGAUAUGUUUUCGAAUCCUGCACCUCCAACACAUAACAACGUUUUUGAAAAACCAGCGCAGGAUGAUGUCUUUGACGCUUUCACGGCGAAGUUUGAAUCAGCAAAAGAUGAUAAGGUAGAUGAUCCAUUCGGUGGUGGUGCAAGCACUUGGGGCAGCAAUGCAACAAACGCCUUCGACGGGGAAACUGGAUUCGGAGCGGAAGAAACCUUUGAUGUCUUCUUGGGUAAACAGGCUACCGAAAAACCAAAGUUCGACAAAGAUUUGUCCUUGGAUUCCGACGAGGAGAAGGAUUUCACUGUUGUUAUAAAACCAAAGAUGAAUGACGUCGGUUUCGGUGGAGCUCUUCCAGUUUUGGCUCCUCCACCAGUACCAACGACCACCGCGUUCAGCGAUGCGUCGCGCAUCAAUCCUUUCGAUCAAAGUGAAUUCAUCGGCGUCACGACGUCUGUUUCCGACAUUGGAAUACCAUGUGGUGUAACCAGAACAGAUUCGCAAGAGUCGCCUGCAACGCCGCUGUUUGACGAUGAUGUUUCGCAGCCUUUGGAGCCGUUCCCGCGGUUGGACUUCAAAGAGGAAGGUUGGGAGAUGCAGUUGCGUCAGCCGAACAAAAAGAAGAUAACAGGGCAGAGAUUCUGGAAGAAGAUUUUCGUUCGUUUGGUAACCCAGCAGGAUUGUGUGCUCCUGCAGCUGUUUAACCAGCAAGCCGACAAAGAUCCUUUCCAGGAGUUACCUUUGCAGCCUUGCUAUUCUGUGUCGGAGAUCGGGGCGCAACAGUACGAUAAUUUCGGGAAGAUAUUCACGCUGAAACUGCAGUAUAUCUUCUACAAGGAGAGACCGGGCGUGCGGCCAGGUCAGGUGAAGAAAGCAGAACGCAUUACGAAUCGAUUGAGCCAGUUCGCUGCGUACGCCAUUCAAGGGGAUUACCAGGGUUGCAAGGAGUUUGGUAGCGAUCUGAAGAAGCUGGGGUUACCGGUGGAGCACGCUCCACAGGUCUCGCAGCUGAUGAAACUAGGUUCUUUGAAUUUUGAAGACCUAAAGCAGUUCAGCGUCUCCAUCGAGGAGGCUCUGUUUAAACUACAAGCUCAUCGUGACCGGGCACUGCACUACAAGAUGGAGGAAGUCCAAGUGACCGCCGUGGAUGAGCUCUACGUGGAGCAAGACGCUGAAGGACACAUCGACAAACAGAUUGCUAGGGUGCGCUUAUUCUUCCUGGGAUUCCUAACAGGAAUGCCGGACAUCGAGUUGGGCGUCAACGAUAUGAGGAGGCAGGGUAAGGAGGUUGUCGGCAGACAUGACAUUAUCCCUGUGGUGACGGAGGAGUGGAUCCGAUUGGAGGAGGUCGAAUUUCACAACUGCGUGCAGCAAGAUGAAUACAACGACACACACAUUAUAAAGUUCAAGCCACCGGACGCCUGCUACAUUGAAAUCCUACGGUUUCGCGUUCGCCCGCCGAAGAACCGCGAGUUGCCUCUCCAGUUGAAAGCACAAAUCUAUAUGGCAGGCAACAAGGUCGAACUGAGGGCGGACGUUCUUGUUCCGGGCUUCGCGUCCAGAAAAUUGGGGCAGGUGCCUUGCGAGGACGUCAUGAUACGGUUUCCGAUUCCGGAAUGCUGGAUUUACAUGUUCAGAGUUGAGAAGCACUUCAGAUACGGCUCAGUGAAAUCGGCACACAGAAGAACUGGAAAGAUUAAAGGUAUCGAGAGGAUUUUGGGAACUGUGGACACAUUGCAGGAGAGCCUGAUCGAGGUUACCUCAGGACAGGCGAAGUAUGAGCAUCAGCACAGAGCUAUAGUUUGGAGAUGUCCGAGGUUGCCGAAAGAAGGACAAGGAGCAUAUACUACUCACAACAUGGUCUGUCGGCUAUCGUUGACAAGCUAUGAUCAAAUGCCUGACCAGUUGGCAGAGUAUUGCUACGUAGAGUUCACGAUGCCCGCAACUCAGGUAAGUCAUACGACUGUGAGAAGCGUCAGCUUGCAGAACUCGGAUAGCGAUGAACCUCCGGAGAAAUACGUUCGAUAUUUGGCUCGACACGAAUACAGGGUUGGAAUAGAGCACACCGAGGGCGAAGGUCCCAACGCUUACGCCGCGGCCACCCAAAUCUCGAAACCGGCUCCUAUACCAGAGGAGAAGCCCAAGCCGAUUCCAGAAGCCGAAUCAAGUUCCGACAGCGAUUAGGUGCAUAAUCUUCCAGAAACCAAUUGAAUUCCUUAACAAAUUCCAUUGAAAGUAUUAUUAUCUAAAUGUAAGCAUAUAACGUAACCAUAAAGUAAUAAUCAAGUAUUACGGAUGAGCGUAGACGUGAUAGUUAAAAGUGUUUCGUCUUUUGUUGACUUGAUGCAAAUGUAACACUUGAACUUACUCGAAAUAACAUGUAAAACUAUUGAUUUAUUUAGGUUUAAUUACGAGCGUUGAAGAGAAUUUAAAAGAUUAGUUGAUGGCUGUUAAUAGCUUAGCUAAACGACUAUAAGCAUUGCGAAUGCUGCAAGAUCCUUUAGGUUUCGGUUCUGAAAUACUUCUAUCCUCCGGAUAAAGUGAUUUAAAGAAAAAACCUAAAGAUAUUAAUUGUAAGUGUAAUAUAUAAAAAAAAAAGAUAAGUAAUAAGUAGGAAAUGAACGGACAAUAUUGUAAUAGUGGAUAUUAUGCUUAAUGGAUACGUGUGUAGUAGCGUGUAAGGUCUAAUUUGGCAGUUUCGUGCCUCUAAACGGAACUUGGACAACACAUAAAUAAUUGUUAACACUAAUUGCUUGUCUAUAUCUGUAAUCCAUUGUAAGACGAUAUUAUCUGAUGAAUUAACGUUUAGAAAGUAUAUAGAGAUUAUUUGAAUAAGGUCGCCGCUCUGGGAAAUUGAUUAAACCAGUUCAGAUGCGUGUGCUUCAGACGAAUUUGGAACCAAUUUCCGGCCGUUAAACGAACCAACAAAAGCAAAAAAAAAACAUAAUUAAUAACAAACUAAUUAAAACAGCAAUUUAAUUGCUGUUCGCAUAUUUUAUUUUUAUAUUUAUUAAUUUGUAAACGAUCACGACCAUUCUAAAAACCAACUGCAACUAUAAGCGAGUACACACUAAUUCUAAUUUCAGGUGCUUUUCGUUUUUUCUACAUAUCAAUUGAAAAUUGGUGUCUGUUAGUUAUUUGAACUAUAUAUAUAUGUAUGUGUGUAUUAUAUUGAUUUAUAAAUUUAAAGCAUUCGAUGCAAACAAACCUAAAAAAAGGAGUUUCAUGCAGCUAGAACCAACCAAAGAUUAAAAAAAAUGUAUUUUAAUAACGUAUCGUCUAAGAAAAUAUAUGUAAGAAUCUGUAUAAUUGUAAAAAAAUGAUAUUUGAAGGCAACACUAAAAUAUAGUAGAAAGAAUGUGUUCGUUUUGGUUUAAAAAAAAAAAC